GUCCUUGCAUGCCCCAACACUUACGCUAUGCAGAUUCUUCUGCAUCCACUCAUACACCAAUUACACUAACAAUAACUCUUCUCUUUCUUCCUUCAAAAAAAAAAAAAAACUCUUCUCUUUCUCUUUUUUUCCAAACUCAAACUUCACAUCAACAAUGAAACCAGAAAACAACAACACCACCAUUACAAUGUUAGCCAAGACAGACUCCGAGGUAAGCAGCCUAACACAAUCCUCACCGACAAGAUCACGUGAUGGGCUUCGUGCAGUUUACUACGUACAAAGCCCAUCACGGGACUCUUCCAACGACGGUGAGAAAACAACAAACUCCUUCAACUCAAGCCCUCUUCAAAGCCCGUUGGGAUCUCCUCCUCAUUCUCAUUCCAACUCAUCGUUGGGCCCACAUUCACGUGAAUCUUCUUCCACCAGAUACUCUGCCUCACGUAAGAGCAGUCAAGCUUCCCAUAAUAACAGGAAAGGUAAUUGGCGUCCUUGGAAGGAUCAGUUCAAUGCCAUUGAAGAAGAAGGGCUUCUUGAUGAUGAUGAUGAUGCAGAUCGUGGAUUCCCUAGGAGAUGUUAUUUUCCUGCUUUUGUUGUUUGUUUCUUUGUUGUCUUCACUGUUUUCUCUCUUAUUCUUUGGGCUGCAAGUCGCCCUCAAAAACCUGCCAUUUUUCUCAAGAGUAUAACAUUUGAUAGAUUUAUUAUUCAAGCGGGUGCGGAUUUGUCAGGAGUUGCCACUAGCAUGGUGUCCAUGAAUUCCACUGUGAAAAUGACAUUUAGAAACACUGCAACAUUUUUUGGGGUCCAUGUUGCAUCAACUCCAUUAGAUCUCAAUUAUUAUCAGCUUACACUAGCAACUGGAAAUAUGCCUAAGUUUUAUCAAUCAAGAAAAAGUCAAAGAUCUAUUAAAGUGAUGGUGAAAGGAAGUCAUAUUCCACUAUAUGGAGGUGGAGCAAGAUUGAACACUGUCAAUGGUUCACCGGUUGAACCGGUACCAUUGACAUUGAAUAUUAUGGUGAGGUCAAAAGCUUAUGUAUUAGGGGCAUUGGUGAAGCCAAAGUUCAACAAGAAAAUUGAGUGUGCAUUGAUUAUGGAUCCGAAGAAAAUGGGUAAACCUAUUCGACUUACCAACAAGUGUACGUAUGAGCUAUAGACUCGAUCAUACCAUACGUGGAAGUAAUAAAUGAGAAACUAUAGAGUAAUAAUUUAUGUAGUAAUCUAAAGGGGUUUGAGUAUAUUUAUUUAUUUACUUGACUAGAUUCCCACAUGAGUUUUCUUUGGCUUCACUCUGUCAGAAAUGCUUUUGUUUUGUCUUGUUACAUGAAAUUUGAAGGAAAUUGCCCAAAAGUGUAAUUUUGAUUUUGUCGGUGGUUCUAUUUCAACUUUAAAUAGGCAAAUGCACUUGGUCUACAAA
Molecule: messenger RNA, 1411 nt
Organism: Medicago truncatula (barrel medic)
Lineage: Eukaryota; Viridiplantae; Streptophyta; Magnoliopsida; Fabales; Fabaceae
Exons: 3
Coding region: 155-1150 (331 amino acids)
Source: RefSeq, a predicted model, not a curated record